AUGAAUAAAUACUCGGUUAUAUUACCUACGUACAACGAGAGAAGAAACUUGCCUAUUCUCGUCUACUUGUUGAAUAAAAUAUUCACUGAGAACAAAUUGGACUGGGAGGUGGUGAUUGUUGACGACAAUUCUCCUGAUGGUACUCAAGAAAUUGCCAAAAAAUUGAUCGACAUCUACGGUGCUGACCAUAUACAAUUACGUCCAAGAGCUGGUAAAUUGGGAUUAGGUACCGCAUAUGUUCACGGUUUACAAUAUGUCACUGGAAACUUUGUAAUCAUUAUGGAUGCUGACUUUAGUCAUCAUCCUGAGGCAAUCCCCCAAUUCAUUGCCAAACAAAAGACUGAGGAUUAUGAUAUUGUCACUGGGACUAGGUAUGCAGGCGAUGGGGGUGUCUAUGGCUGGGAUUUUAAAAGAAAGUUGAUCUCAAGAGGUGCCAAUUUCCUUGCCACUGUGGUGCUAAGACCAAACGUUAGUGACUUGACAGGAAGUUUCAGAUUGUACAAGACGCCAGUAUUGAAAAAGAUUAUUGAUGUUACUCAAUCCAAAGGAUACGUGUUUCAAAUGGAGAUGAUGGUGAGAGCUAGAAGUUUGGGAUUCACUGUUGGCGAAGUCCCAAUCAGUUUCGUUGACAGAUUAUACGGUGAGAGUAAGCUUGGCGGAGAUGAAAUUGUGCAAUACGCCAAAGGCGUGUGGUCUUUGUUCACCAGUGUGUAG
Molecule: messenger RNA, 714 nt
Organism: Lodderomyces orthopsilosis Co 90-125
Lineage: Eukaryota; Fungi; Ascomycota; Pichiomycetes; Serinales; Debaryomycetaceae
Gene: DPM1
Product: dolichyl-phosphate beta-D-mannosyltransferase
Exons: 1
Coding region: 1-714 (237 amino acids)
Biological process (GO): protein O-linked glycosylation via mannose; GPI anchor biosynthetic process
Cellular component (GO): endoplasmic reticulum membrane
Molecular function (GO): dolichyl-phosphate beta-D-mannosyltransferase activity
Source: RefSeq, a predicted model, not a curated record